AUGAGUCGAAUAAAUCGAAUGAAUCGAAUGAAGGCAAUGAAGGCAAUGAAGGCAAUGAAGGCAAUGAAGGCAAUGAAGGCAAUGAAUCGAGUGAAGCGAAUGAAGGAAAUGAAUCGAACGAAGCGAGUGAAUCGAAUGAAGGCAAUGAAGGCAAUGAAUCGAGUGAAGCGAAUGACUCCAAUGACUCCAAUGACUCCAAUGACUCCAAUGAAUCGAACGAAGCGAGUGAAUCGAAUGAAGGCAACGAAGGCAACGAAGGAAAUGAAGGAAAUGAAUCGAACGAAGCGAAUGAAUCGAACGAAGCGAAUGAAUCGAACGAAGCGAGUGAAUCGAACGAAGCGAGUGAAUCGAACGAAGCGAGUGAAUCAAAUGAAUCCAACGAAGGAAAUGAAUCGAACGAAGCGAGUGAGGGGAAUGAAUCCAAUGAAGGAAAUGAAUCGAAUGAAUCGAAUGAAUCGAACGAAGCGAGUGAAUCGAAUGAAUUGA
Messenger RNA from Blastocystis hominis, 486 nucleotides. RefSeq lists its product as hypothetical. The transcript has a single exon. The record is from RefSeq and is a predicted model, not a curated record. NCBI's taxonomy places the organism in Eukaryota, Bigyra, Opalinata, Blastocystidae. Bases 1 to 486 code for a protein of 161 amino acids.